UCUGCUGAAGAAGUUUUUACCAUGUUCCUGUGGGACUGGCUGGCUGCUGCCCUCAGCUAUCUGGGCCUGUACCAUAAGAAAGGAAAGCUGGUGUUCCUGGGACUGGACAACGCCGGGAAGACGUCUCUGCUCAACCGGCUAAAGUUCGGUACCAUGGCAACGCCACGCCCCACCGGACAGCCUCACUGUGAGGAGCUGAACAUCGCCGACAUGACCUUCAGGACCCACGACCUUGGGGGGCACAAACAAGCCCGUCGUGUGUGGAGAGAGUACCUCCCAGCCGUGGACGCCAUAGUUUUCAUCAUCGAUGUUACUGACUCACACAGGUUCCAGGAGGCACACAAGGAACUGCAGGGUCUGCUGAAGGACGAGCUGACCUCCGCGACCCCGCUGCUGAUCCUGGGGAACAAGAUUGACGACCCGCGGGCGGCCGGGGAGUUCCAGCUCCGCACCGCGUUCGGACUGCACGGACUCACCACCGGCAAGGAACCCAGGACCCUCCCAUCAGGCCAACGGGCUGUGGAACUCUUCAUGUGCAGCGUUAAGGAGAAGCAGGGGUACGGGGAGGCCUUCCGCUGGCUGGCACAGCACUUCUGAGCAGGGGGGGGGGCAUUCACAGCACGGAACAGCCAACAUUCUGAGAUUUUAUUACAAGUAUGAGAAAAAUGGACUUGAAAGAGUCAAAGGUAAAAGGUCAAGAUAGUUAAAUAACUGAAAGUAAGACCUGUCAUCCAGUAAAUUCAAGACUCUUGUUGGGUACAUAUUGAUGAAAAUCGACCAUUUAAAAAUGACAAUCCUCAGUCGAAAUGUUGGGAUGCAAAACAAUUUAG
Messenger RNA from Branchiostoma belcheri (Belcher's lancelet), 830 nucleotides. Its product is annotated as small COPII coat GTPase SAR1-like. The transcript is spliced from 5 exons. Gene Ontology annotation, cellular component: endoplasmic reticulum exit site; COPII vesicle coat. Gene Ontology annotation, biological process: intracellular protein transport; membrane organization; endoplasmic reticulum to Golgi vesicle-mediated transport. The record is from RefSeq and is a predicted model, not a curated record. Bases 22 to 597 code for a protein of 191 amino acids. Gene Ontology annotation, molecular function: GTPase activity; GTP binding. NCBI's taxonomy places the organism in Eukaryota, Metazoa, Chordata, Leptocardii, Amphioxiformes, Branchiostomatidae.